UAUACAUAAUCAUUCUAGAAAGCAUUAUUUAUACUGACCAACCUUUAGUCAGUCUAGUCCUUUGGCCAAAACCUUCUUGUUUUGUGUACAAAAGGCAACUCGUCAGUCUUAACAUCUCUCUGUAGUUAUUUGCAGUAUGGAUACAUUUGCCACAACAACUAUGGAUGAUGAGGAUGAAAAUUCUACAAUGAUUUAUUUGUCGCCGUGUAACCUGAAGGACAUAAUGAAUUUUAGCACAUAUUUGUUGCCCCCCUUCUACACUGUCAUAUUUACUAUCAGUUUGAUGGGAAAUGGACUGGUCCUAUUUGUCAUAUUUAAGUUUGAAAAGCUCAACACAGUCACCAAUAUAUUCCUCAUCAACUUGGUGGCUUCCAAUCUGAUUUUUACUGUUGGCCUUCCGUUUCAAGCAGUGUACCAUAGCUCCGAGUGGUCAUUUGGUCAAGUGGCAUGCAAGCUGAUGAAUGGCACCUACCACCUUGGCUUCUACAGUUCUGUCUUGUUCCUCACUCUCAUGACUUUUGACCGUUACCUGGCUGUGGUGCAUGCGGUUGGUGCAACAAAGUGGAGGCACAGCUGCUAUGCCUACAUUUCUGCCACUGCUGUCUGGAUUGUUUGUGGCUUCACUAGUUUGGAGACCUUCAUUAAUUAUGAUCUAGAAGGAGACAUUAUUCAGGGGAUGACCUGUACUUACAUGGGGAACCCACAACAUAAGAUAAUACGCACUUAUUCGCAGGUUUCACUUUUUUUCCUCUUUCCAUUAGCUGUUGUCUUAUAUUGCUACAUCCUGAUCGGCUUGAGAGUUCUUUCAACUCAGAUGAGGAGCAAACAAAGGCCUCUAAAGUUGAUUUUUGUCAUUGUGGUUCUGUUUUUCAUGUGCUGGACCCCAUACAAUGUCAUAGUAGUGAUGCAAGAAAAUGUUAACAAAGGCCCUUGUGAUUACAGCUUAGACUAUCUGCAGUAUGUCACUCACAACAUUGCUAAUUUAUACUUCUGUAUCAACCCUCUGUUCUACACUUUUGUGGGUAGAAAAUUCCAAAAUCAUGUACGCCGCUUUCUAGUGAAAGAGGUACCAUGCUUAAGGAAUCACCUGCAUGUCAGUGAAAGCAGCAGAUCAUAUUCUAGGUAAAUGAAGUAAAGAAAAAUAUCACUGUAGUGUUUCAGAAAUAUUCUGGCAAAAGGAACAAAUUAUUUGGAAGCAUUUAUUUUAAUGUAGUUUGUUAUAGCAACAACAUUAUUUCCUCAUCAAUGUACAAUAUUAAGUUUAUUGUUAGUCACUUAGAGUUCCUCCUUUUUAAACCUUUUUUACACACACACACACACACACACACACACACACACACACACACACACACACA
This is a messenger RNA of Silurus meridionalis, 1355 nucleotides long. RefSeq names its product chemokine (C-C motif) receptor 12b, tandem duplicate 2 (gene ccr12b.2). Gene Ontology annotation, biological process: chemotaxis; G protein-coupled receptor signaling pathway; immune response. Lineage: Eukaryota; Metazoa; Chordata; Actinopteri; Siluriformes; Siluridae. The record is from RefSeq and is a predicted model, not a curated record. The transcript has 2 exons. Gene Ontology annotation, molecular function: chemokine receptor activity. Bases 137 to 1126 code for a protein of 329 amino acids. Gene Ontology annotation, cellular component: membrane.